This is a messenger RNA of Aspergillus ruber CBS 135680, 1851 nucleotides long. RefSeq names its product sterol esterase. NCBI's taxonomy places the organism in Eukaryota, Fungi, Ascomycota, Eurotiomycetes, Eurotiales, Aspergillaceae. The record is from RefSeq and is a predicted model, not a curated record. Bases 144 to 1592 code for a protein of 482 amino acids. Gene Ontology annotation, biological process: lipid metabolic process. The transcript has 2 exons.
GGAAGAUGCCUGCGGUCAAGCUUCAACUUUGCUGCCCUUGUUUCAUUUGAUCGUAUUAUGUUGAUUGACUAUAUUGAUUCUUCUGCGGAUCUCCUCUAGUUUGGCAAAAAAGUGCGCGACGCCUGCUUCUCCAUACUCUCGCCAUGGCGCGAGUACCAGUGAUUGGUAGACUGUAUUGGUCUGAAUAUCUUGCUCUCAUUGGGUCUUUUAUUUUGAUGUUUUCCGGAUGGGUUAUUCAUCUUAUUACAUUCUGUCUUCCUGAUCCGGUCAUUCGCUUCUUCUACAACCGAUCGAAACGAAUUUUCACGGCCCUCGUUGCUCCUGAGAAAGACACACGCGACAAGAAGAACAACUUUGCCACUUCAAUUGCGCAGGCCUCGGACUUUGCAGAUAUCUGCGCACUGUUCGGUUACGAAGCCGAGGAACACAUCGUCCAGACCAAUGAUGGGUAUCUACUGGGUCUCCAUCGUUUAGCGUAUCGGAGAGGAGAAGAAGGAACCAGAGUAAAUCAGGGUGAAGGGAGUACCCGCAAGAAGGUCGCUUAUCUGCAUCAUGGACUCCUCAUGUGCAGCGAGGUUUGGGUCUGCCUGACGGACGAGCAACGAUGUCUACCCUUUCAACUGGUGGAAAGAGGAUAUGAUGUAUGGCUGGGAAAUAACCGGGGGAACAAGUAUUCGAAAAAGUCGGUCAAGCACUCGCCGUUAGCAAAUGAGUUCUGGGACUUCUCGAUCGAUCAGUUCGCCUUUUACGAUGUCCCCGACAGUAUCGAGUAUGUUCUUAAGGUGACAGAACAGCCUUCACUGUCGUAUAUUGGGUUUUCACAAGGAACCGCACAGGCAUUUGCUGCUCUUUCUAUCCACCCGACGCUGAACCAGAAAUGUGAUGUUUUCGUGGCGCUGGCGCCCGCAAUGGCGCCCUCAGGACUGUCGAACCGCAUCGUGGACUCUUUGAUGAAAGCCUCUCCCAUCUUCCUGUUCCUUCUCUUCGGUCGACGCAGCGUCCUUAGCUCUACGACAAUGUGGCAAAGUAUUCUCUACCCGCCGCUCUUCGUCUGGAUCAUGGAUUCUUCGCUAUCAGUGCUCUUCAACUGGAAAUGCAAGAACAUUCACCUAUAUCAGAAACUAGCCGCAUACUUUCACCUCUUCUCCUUCACCAGCACGAAAUCAGUGGUUCACUGGUUUCAAAUUAUUCGGAACCGCAGCUUCCAAUUCUACGACGACGAACUUCAGUCUCCGUUGAGUCUUGUGGCCACAGCGCGGUUCUACAAGCCCGUUAAAUACCCCAUCAAGAAUAUCAAGACUCCGAUCGUUUUGCUCUACGGAGAUAGCGAUAGUCUUGUUGAUAUCGAUUCGAUGCUUCAAGGACUGCCGCGGGGAACUAUUGCGAAACCGAUUCCCACAUACGAACAUCUCGACUUUUUGUGGGCCAAUGAUGUUGACAAGCAAGUUUUCGGCGACGUCUUUGAGGCGCUCGAGCGGCACAGUGUCCGCAGUGGUGUAUCAUCUAAUGGACCUAUUGAAGUAAAGGCCCGUAGUCAUGCUAAUCCUGAUAUCAAUGGUCAUUCUGACAAGGGUGCUAAGGCCACCCACUGAUCUAUGCUCCUAUCCGCUCCUAUGCAUUUUGCCCAUAAAUUUACUGAUAUUUCUUGCUUUUUCCGGCUUCCGGGGUUUAUUGGAAUUUUGCUUGGGAUUCCCUAGGUAUGUACAUACGUCGGGACCCGAUGUUAGAUACUGCAUGAUGCUUUUUGUUCUUGUGGUUAUUGAAUAGAUCUACGGUGUACCUAGUACUUACUCGCAUGGUACACAAGCCAUGCCGCAUAAAGCAUAUCAGAACAUGUCGUGGUACUCGGGU